UGGUAUUACUGUAUGAUGAAGAAAAUGUCUUCUUCGGAUGGAAUGCGAGAGCAAUCGUUUAUUAUUCGACAAAGUACAAAUGCUUACGAGCAUCGGGAUUCUUUGGCCACUGCAAUGUCAGUAGAUUAUUCAGGACAAUGGGUUUUACUGGCAGGAAGGCGUUACCUUGCUUUACAAAGAUUAGGUCAAGAUGAUAGCACUUUAAGAAAAUACCACAGAAACUCGAAAUAUGAAGUCUCUUCUGCUGAAUUCGCAAUUUGUCAUCAUAGGCAGGAAUACUGCGCGAUUGCGACAAGUCAACUUAUCGAAGUUGUUACAUGGGGCUCAUCCGAACCACAACUUAUUCACUCUUUGCGUGGUCAUACACGCAUGGUUACUGACAUUGAUUGGCAUUCCAAAAAUCCAAACUUACUUGUAAGCUGUUCAAUUGAUACUUUUUCACAUAUCUGGGAUCUACGAGAUGCUCGAAAACCGCAUCUAUCACUAAGUGCCGUUUGCAUGUCUGGAGCUACACAAGUUGGUUUUAAUAGAGUUUCUGGUAAUUUACUUGCGGCUGCACACGAUGGUGAUUUGAGAAUAUGGGACAUUCGAAAGGGAACAUGUCCAACUCAUUACAUUACAGCACAUUUAAAUAGAGUUCACGGAAUAAAUUGGAGCCAUAUGAGAGAAACUUGCUUGGCUACAGCCAGUCAGGAUGGUACUGUAAAAUAUUUCGAUGUGAAUAAUCCAAGAAGAGCUGAGAAAAUAAUAACCACGUCUUCUCCAGUUUGGAGAGCAAGAUAUACACCUGUUGGAAAUGGUUUAGUGAGCAUAGUUGUACCACAUCUUGGCAGAGGUGAAAACAGUUUAUUGCUCUGGAGUAACAGCAAACAAACAGACCCGGUAUGUUCAUUUGUUGGACACACCGAUGUCAUCCUCGAUUUCGAUUGGCGACCAAACCAUGAAGACUCAUCGGAAAUUGAACUGGUUACAUGGUCUCGUGAUCGAACAUUGAGGGUUUGGAAAAUAGAUGAUACUUUGCUAAAAUUAUGUGAACCUGUUUCAUCUGACAUUGAAGAAGAAGUCGAUGCAAUGGAUGCCUUGCAGAUAGCACGUUCACCUGUUAAAAGUGAAUCAAUAGCUAGAUCACUAACGGAUCAGCCAACUUGUUCGCUGCAUCAUGAAUUCUCUUUAUUCAACACAAACAUUCCACAUGUUGAAGUGGACGUUCUCGACGCAAUUAAACGUAAUGCAAUCUUCAAAAUAUCCGCUGCAGGAUAUGUUGUUGUUUUAAGGGUUAAUUUUCCAGUAGAGUAUCCAAGUCCCAAUAUGGGACCCGAAUUCUUGUUUUGUCAAGGAACUACUCUAACAGAUCAUCUGUCCAUGUACUUGCUCAAAGUACUAAAAACAAAUGCCCUUCAAAGGGUUAAAAAAUCCAGGACUUGCCUGGAGCAGUGUGUUCGUGCCUUAGUUGCUGCUUUAAAAAAGUCAAUUGGUGGAAGUGAUAAAUCACAAAUGCGCCUCCAGUCACCACGUCUAGAAGGCGCUCUUAGUGGAGCAAUACAUGAUGCUUGUAUUCCAUUCCCACGAACAUCUGGGGCUAAAUUCAAUGCUUCUGGUUUACUAGUCACAUUCGCACAAAGCUUUAACACUAAAAGACUGACACUACGCAAUCAAAAUGUCACUCCACGCACUCUGUCCGCCAUAAGUGGGGGCUGCCUCCUGGGCAAUGUAAUGGGUCCCCAACCGGUUCUCUAUGCACAUCGAGAUAGCAAUGCGUCCUUCUAUCUUCAAGAACGCCUCGCUAAAUCAUCCAAAAAUCGUAGUCUACAAAAAGCAACAACAAAUGCUGUUGUGCAUAUUUACGACGUACACAAACUUCUCAAUAUUAACAAGGAACUAGCACAAGAAUACAAGCUUAGUAAGACUGAUGUCAUUGGAGCAUGCCAGCACAACAGACAAAUGGUUGAAAAUCAUGGCAGAACAGAUUUAGCACCAAUUUGGAAACUUGCCGAAAUGAUUGCAACUCCAAAUAUACCAAAUGAAGCAAAUUGCGAGAUGUUAUUCCUACAAGAUCCUUUUAAGAAGUUCCUCUUAGAAUCGCUGAUAAAUCACUAUGCCACAAAAGGAGAUCUUCAGACUGCGGUAAUGCUUUGUUGUGUCUUUCAUAAGUGUCCUCCUGAGACUGAGCCCACGCAUUUUGGGUCAAAAAUGAAUUUGACUACUAAUGGAUCGCCUUAUCAUACCGUUUUGCCAGUUGAUAAGCACUCAAAUCGAAUGUGUAUGCUGCCGAAGCAUAUGCGCAGUAAUUCUUGGUCCGAUCCGAUGGGUUGUAUUGACUCGAAUGUUAUCAAUUCGGAUAAUUAUUCAUGUUCGCUGUUGAGGAAAUCCAAGAUGCCAAUGUUUGAUAGUUUGAAGAAAGCUUAUGGAGAUAUUCUUUUCAGUUGGCAACUUCUUAACGAACGGGCUUUGAUCCUUAAGCACACAAUGUAUCAGAAACCACCAACACAUGAUGUUGAUUUUGUAACAGAAUGCGCAGGUUGCAAUAAGACUAAACGAACUGCUGCAUGUGGACCAUGUCAGAAGUUGGUCUUGUUUUGCACAUUGUGUAGGUUGCCGGUGAAAGGAGCGGCAAAUGCUUGUUUGGCAUGUGGACAUGGAGGACAUGUUGAACAUAUGCAACAAUGGUUUGAAAAACACGAUUUAUGUGCAUCUGGGUGUGGAUGUUAUUGCCUUAAAGAAAGUCACUUGUUAUUAGAUCAUUUAGACUAAAAAUUUGUUUAUUUUUUUUCAUCUUUUUUUAUGUUGUUGAAAUUCUGUUUUUUUUAUAACUAU
Messenger RNA from Episyrphus balteatus (marmalade hoverfly), 2814 nucleotides. It is a transcript of the gene Wdr59, whose product is annotated as GATOR complex protein Wdr59. The record is from RefSeq and is a predicted model, not a curated record. The transcript has 13 exons. Gene Ontology annotation, molecular function: protein binding. NCBI's taxonomy places the organism in Eukaryota, Metazoa, Arthropoda, Insecta, Diptera, Syrphidae. Bases 13 to 2751 code for a protein of 912 amino acids.